Epithele typhae is the source of this 987-nucleotide messenger RNA. Its product is annotated as tetrapyrrole biosynthesis porphobilinogen synthase. The transcript is spliced from 5 exons. Gene Ontology annotation, molecular function: porphobilinogen synthase activity; zinc ion binding. The record is from RefSeq and is a predicted model, not a curated record. Gene Ontology annotation, biological process: heme biosynthetic process. NCBI's taxonomy places the organism in Eukaryota, Fungi, Basidiomycota, Agaricomycetes, Polyporales, Epitheliaceae. Gene Ontology annotation, cellular component: cytosol. Bases 1 to 987 code for a protein of 328 amino acids.
AUGGAAAUCUCUUCGAUCCUCCAGGGUGGCUACCAGCACCCGCUGUCGCGCUCCUGGCAGGGACAGCGUACGCUCACCAAGAAUAUGUUCAUGUACCCCAUCUUCAUCACCGACGAGCCGGACGCACGCGUCGAGAUCUCCAGUCUCCCCGGCCAGUGCAGGUGGGGCGUCAAUCGCCUCCAGGAGUUCCUCGCCCCCCUCGUCGAGAAGGGCCUCCGCAGCGUCAUCCUCUUCGGCGUGCCCCUCCACUGCCACAAGGACGAGCGCGGCGGCCCCGCGGACGACCCGAACGGGCCCGUCAUCGCCUCGAUCAAGCUCCUCCGCACGCUCUUCCCGGACAUGUACAUCGCGUGCGACGUCUGCCUGUGCGAGUACUCGUCGCACGGCCACUGCGGCCUCUUCGCGUCCGACGGCUCGCUCGACCAGGGCCCGUCCGCGGCGCGCAUCGCCGAGGUCGCGCUCGCGUACGCCCGCGCGGGCGCGCACUGCGUCGCGCCCUCGGACAUGAUGGACGGCCGCAUCAAGGCGAUCAAGCGCGCCCUCAUCGACGGCGGCUUCGGGAACCGCUGCACGCUCAUGAGCUACUCGGCAAAGUUCGCGAGCUCGCUCUACGGCCCGUUCCGCGAGGCCGCCGGCAGCGCCCCGUCGUUCGGGGAUCGCAAGUGCUACCAGCUCCCGCCGACGGCGAAGGGCCUCGCGCGGCGCGCAAUUACGCGUGACGUGAACGAGGGGGCGGACAUUAUCAUGGUCAAGCCUGCGAUGCCCUACCUCGAUAUCAUCCAGGACGCGAAGGAGCUCGCCCGCGACCACCCCCUUGCGUGCUACCAGGUCAGCGGCGAAUACGCCAUGAUUGUUGCUGGAGCGCGGGCGGGUGUGUACGAUCUGAAGACGAUGGCGUUUGAGACUGUUGAGAGUUUCGUACGCGCAGGGUGCACACUCAUUCUGACGUACUUCACGCCGGACUUCCUCGACUGGUUGGAGCAGUGA